This is a messenger RNA of Callorhinus ursinus (northern fur seal), 2521 nucleotides long. RefSeq names its product neuronal pentraxin 2 (gene NPTX2). NCBI's taxonomy places the organism in Eukaryota, Metazoa, Chordata, Mammalia, Carnivora, Otariidae. The record is from RefSeq and is a predicted model, not a curated record.
AUGCUGGUGCUGCUGGCCGCCGGCGUGGCGCUCGCCGUGGCCGCCGGCGCCCAAGACGGCCCGGCGCCCGGCAGCCGCUUCGUGUGCACGGCGCUGCCCCCGGAAGCGGCGCGCGCCGGCUGCCCGUUGCCCGCGAUGCCCAUGCAGGGCGGCGCGCUGAGCCCCGAGGAGGAGCUGCGGGCCGCGGUGCUGCAGCUGCGCGAGACCGUCGUGCAGCAGAAGGAGACGCUGGGCGCGCAGCGCGAGGCCAUCCGCGAGCUCACGGGCAAGCUGGCGCGCUGCGAGGGGUUGACGGGCGGCAAGGCGCAGGGCCCGGCCGCUACAGGCAAGGACACUAUGGGAGAUCUGCCUCGGGACCCCGGCCACGUCGUGGAGCAGCUCAGCCGCUCGCUGCAGACCCUCAAGGACCGCCUGGAGAGCCUCGAGCACCAGCUCCGAGUGAACGUGUCCAACGCAGUGCUGCCCAGCGACUUUCGAGAGGUGCUCCAGCGGCGACUGGGGGAGCUGGAGAGGCAGCUACUGAGCAAAGUGGCGGAGCUGGAGGAUGAGAAGUCCCUGCUCCACAAUGAGACCUCGGCUCAUCGGCAGAAGACCGAGAAUGCCCUGAAUGCUCUGCUGCAGAGGGUGACUGAGCUGGAGCGAGGCAACAGUGCGUUCAAGUCUCCUGAUGCAUUCAAAGUGUCCCUCCCCCUCCGCACAAACUACCUGUAUGGCAAGAUCAAGAAGACACUGCCUGAACUAUACGCCUUCACCAUCUGCCUGUGGCUGCGAUCCAGUGCAUUGCCGGGCAUCGGCACCCCUUUCUCUUAUGCAGUGCCCGGGCAGGCCAACGAGAUCGUGCUGAUAGAGUGGGGCAACAACCCCAUUGAGCUGCUCAUCAAUGACAAGGUUGCACAGCUGCCCCUGUUUGUCAGUGACGGCAAGUGGCACCAUAUCUGUAUCACUUGGACGACACGGGACGGCAUGUGGGAAGCUUUCCAGGAUGGGGAGAAACUCGGCACUGGGGAGAACCUGGCCCCCUGGCACCCCAUCAAGCCAGGGGGUGUGCUGAUCCUCGGGCAGGAACAGGACACGGUUGGGGGCAGGUUCGAUGCCACGCAGGCAUUCGUGGGGGAGCUCAGCCAGUUCAACAUAUGGGACCGCGUCCUUCGUGCACAAGAAAUUAUCAACAUUGCCAACUGCUCCACGAACAUGCCCGGCAACAUCAUACCCUGGGUGGACAACAACGUCGAUGUGUUUGGAGGGGCUUCAAAGUGGCCCGUGGAGACCUGUGAGGAGCGUCUCCUUGACUUGUAGCUGCCUCCUGCUCUGUCUAGGAGGCCAGGGCUGGGCUGUUCCUGUCGGAAGUGCAAGGCCACCUCCUCCCCCAGCUAAACUGUGUAAAAGCCCCUGCCAGAAUGGGCUGGGGCCCCCGAAGCUCAUUCCCAGGGACUCUUGGAAGGCCGAGACUCUGUAGCAGCCCUUGUUACUGGAUUCUUUGUUCCUUACCAAGAUUGUGUUGUUUUGAGGGGGGAAGAAGCCCUGAGCUUGCAGGUGGGCAAAUCGGACUUCCUGCUGGGGGUAGGGGGGGGAUUAAGGCCCUUGAGGCCCCGUACAGAGCCCCUGUAAUUGCUAGCGCAUCGCAGCCUUGCCCACCCUCUUGGAUCCUCGAUGUCCUGUGUGCACCUUCUGUCUGUCCCCUUUAAAGGCUGUGCGGCCAUCCUGCUGGAGUGUCUGUGUCCCUUGUGUAUUGAGUUAUACCCUGCUGUCCCCUGAGCACGCAGCAAAGCAGCCCCCGCUGCUCACAGAAGGGCCUUUCUCUUGGUGUUCUUUACUAUGCUCUGAGGAACUCUUCAGCUCUAGGAGGAGGGCAGGCUGCCCAGACCACGCCCUGCCUUCUCCAAGAUGGAGGGGGCAGCCAGACCUCCAGAGGGGGCUGGGAGCUGGAAAGCAGAAGGGAGUUCUGGAGGAGGGCUGUGGCAGCUGGGCCUCCGCCUCUGUCACCUCUCCCUCCAACGGAUGCUUUGAUGGACUCAGCGCUGGGAAUGGCUUCUUUGCAAAGUCUCUUUUCUCCACCGGUGCCAAAAGUUCAGUUGCAGCUUCUACAGCCAUUCGGUAUGGUCAGGGGGGAUUUAUUUUUUCCCAACAGAGAACAGCCAUUAGCAGCCUUCCAUUUUUGAUGUCUCGCCCCACUGUGAGGAAUGUGCUACUUUUAAUUCAUGUUGAUUCCUGUAAGCGUUUGACUGUCUCAAGUAUUUCCCCCAGAACUUUUUCAGGAAAUGGAAGUCAUUUGGCUGAUAUUUGCUCGGUGACUCCAGGUUGCUUAAUUUAUUGGACAGAGGUAGUAACUUAUUUUAAGAAGAGUGAUGAAGUGGGGAAAUUUAUAAAGCUAAAUAUUAUAUAUUUUAUUUUUCAUACAUGUUUGAAGUGCAAAUCUGUGGAAAUUCCAUUUGUAGGACCAAGUUGACAUGCCCAUCCUAACACUGUAUGCUACAAGAAAUCUUAUGAUGACGGAAUUUUGAUUAAAGUGCACUGGAAGAUG